Molecule: messenger RNA, 1170 nt
Organism: Hydatigera taeniaeformis
Lineage: Eukaryota; Metazoa; Platyhelminthes; Cestoda; Cyclophyllidea; Taeniidae
Source: the annotation of a GenBank genome assembly
AUGAGUGUGCUGCAGAAAAUUGCCGAGAUUGAGGCUGAGAUGGCCCGGACGCAAAAAAACAAAGCGACCAUGGGUCAUAUCGGUCUCUUGAAGGCUCGUUUGGCAAAACUUCGACGAGAACUGAUCGAGCCGAAGGGUGGUGGCGGUGGCGGUGGCGGGGAAGGUUUUGAUGUUGCUAAGACAGGUGAUGCUCGAGUCGGUUUUGUUGGUUUUCCCUCUGUUGGCAAAUCCACUCUUCUUACUAAUCUCGCUGGUGUCUACUCUGAAGUCGCCGCUUACGAGUUUACAACUCUCACCACAGUUCCUGGUGUCAUACGCUAUAAAGGGGCGAAAAUUCAGCUUCUUGAUCUCCCCGGUAUUAUCGAAGGAGCCAAGGAUGGGAAGGGUCGCGGUAAGCAGGUCAUCGCAGUGGCUAGAACUUGUUCCUUAAUUCUGAUGGUUUUGGAUGUCCUCAAACCACUUCAGCAUAAACGUCUCCUUGAACAUGAAUUGGAGGGAUUCGGUAUUAGGCUGAAUAAGGAACCACCGAAUAUCUUUUUCCGUAAGAAGGAUAAGGGUGGUAUUAAUUUUCAAUCUCUCGUGCCUCUCACUGAGCUUGACAAAGAUACCGUCAAAACCAUCUUGAAUGAGUACAAAAUCCAUAAUGCGGACAUUACCUUCAAGUGUGACGCCACGGCUGAAGAUUUAAUCGAUAUUGUUGAAGGCAAUCGGGUGUAUAUUCCUUGCAUCUACGUCCUGAAUAAAAUCGACCAAAUUUCUAUCGAGGAGCUCGACAUCAUAUGCAAGGUUCCACACUGCGUGCCAAUAUCGGCGCACCACAAGUGGAAUUUCGACGAGUUGCUGGAAAAAAUGUGGGACUACCUCAGUUUAAUUCGUAUUUAUACGAAACCGAAGGGCCAGCUACCUGAUUAUACUUCUCCGGUUAUCCUUAAAUCUACCGCCCAUACUGUGGAAGAUUUCUGUAACAAGAUUCACAGAAACAUUAUCAAGGAAUUUAAAUAUGCCAUCGUCUGGGGCUCUUCAGUAAAGCAUCAACCCCAAAGGGUAGGCAAAGACCAUGUUCUUGAUGACGAAGAUGUAGUUCAGAUCGUCAAAAGGUGCGUAUUUAGUUUUGUCCAUAAUUUUACGCCAAAAUUGACAUUUGAUAGACUCGAGCUUACUUGUUUUUAA